Scophthalmus maximus (turbot) is the source of this 1242-nucleotide messenger RNA. RefSeq names its product tetraspanin 13b (gene tspan13b). The record is from RefSeq and is a predicted model, not a curated record. Bases 136 to 747 code for a protein of 203 amino acids. Gene Ontology annotation, cellular component: membrane. Lineage: Eukaryota; Metazoa; Chordata; Actinopteri; Pleuronectiformes; Scophthalmidae. The transcript is spliced from 6 exons.
UGAACAACUGUCCAGUCCAGCGGGGAAGCGGAAUUGUAGGCUCGGCGGAUUUCAGUUCGUUUCGAUUUAAUUUUUAAAUUAGACAUAAUUAUUCAAACACCUGUUUAAAGGCUUCGUUGUAUUCAUUUAACCAAGAUGGGCUGCGCUGGAUUCACCUGCUCCAAACAAACUCUGUGCGCCCUCAACAUCAUCUAUGUUAUGGUGAGUCUGCUCAUGAUAGGCAUCGCAGCAUGGGGGAAGUGGUUCGGUCUCGUCUCCAGCUUCCAGGUUGUAGGGGGUGUAAUCGGUGUUGGAGUCUUCCUCUUCUUCGUGGCCCUGGCCGGCCUCAUCGGGGCCAUAAGGCAUCAUCAGGUCUUGCUCUUCUUUUACAUGAUCAUCCUGUUUAUGGUGUUUAUUAUGCAGUUCUCUGUUUCCAGUGCAUGUUUGGCCAUCAACAAAGAGCAACAGGAACACCUGCUUGAAGUGGGUUGGAAUAACUCUCAAAGCACUCAGAGUGAUGUGGAGAAGAGCAUCAACUGCUGUGGCUUCACACAGGUGGACCCCAACGGCACCUGUGAUGCUGCCUGUUUCCGCAACCACUCCUGCUUGCCCUGUGCACAUAAGAUCCAGGAACAUGCUGGAAAAGUUUUGCACUUUGUCGGGGGGGUUGGACUAUUUUUCAGCUUCACUGAGAUUCUGGGAAUGUGGCUCACAUAUCGCUAUAGGAACCAGAAGGACCCCAGAGCGAAUCCCGGUGCUUUCCUGUGAGACAGCAACACCUUAAUCCCUUCUGCACUUUCACCUCACCACCUCUAUGGACUUCCUCUGGGUGUUGACUGUAAUUGCAAGAUUGACCUGUGUGUUUUCCACUUCCUGAAGGAAUUCCACACAUGUUGCCUUCAGUACGACGACUCAACAAAGAGGGAAUAUUGUCCACAGCAGCCUGCUGUAUAUAUAUUAAGUAUUUAUGCAACCUGUCUGACUAUGUUGGCCCUAAACACUGUUUUUGUGAUGCUGGCUUAUUAUACAAAACAGUCAGUCCCACUGAUAAUAAUCUCAAAUACUCAACAUCUAAUUAAAAAAUAAUUAGAAGGAUACAUGUAACCUGGAAGUGUGCGUGUGUGAGUGUGUGUGGGUGCGGGUGCGUGCGUGCGUGUGUGUGUGCGUGUGUCUUCUGUAAAUAUAAACUACAAUGAUGAUGCGGUAAUCCACCUGUCGGAGCCUUGUACUGUAAUCUGCAAUAAAACAAUAUCUAUUCCUCCA